AUGUCACAGCAGCCCCAUCCGAGUCACACCAGGCCUGAUGUCUUGGAAGGUCAUUUGAGCAGUCAGGAUAGGACACUGGCUGUGCUGCUGGAGCAGGCGUUCAGGAUCAAAGAGGAGGUGGCAGCAGGUCUGCAGUCCGGCCGUGGCUCUGUCCAAGUGGAGGCAGUUUCCCGCAAGCUCCUGGAGAAUCACAUACUCACCAUCACACGUAUUGUGCAACAGCUCAGCGUGGAUAUUCAGACACUGGAGAGACAGAUCGCCCAGCGGGACUCCGUUACCUCUGGAACCACACUAGCUGUUCAAAAGCUGGAGCAGAAAAACAUGGCUGGCAUUGGAGACCUGAGAGGAAGAGUAGCCAGGUGUGAUGCCAGCAUCGCCAAACUGAGCGCUGACGUGAGCUCUGGAGAGCAGCAGGUGAUUAAACUGCAGAAGGAGGUUGCAGAGCUCAGGGCAGCCGUGGGUGUACAGCUCAAAGAGCUGGAAGUCAAGUUUGAUCGUGACCAUAGGAGACAGGAGGCUUCAUUGACAAAGCACUCCAAGAGCCAAAGGAGCUCAGUAUCUGAUCUGUAUAGACGAGUUAAACUACUAGAAGACAGGAUGUCAGGUGAGCUAAAGAAAGCCAAGGAGCAAACAGAUACGCUGAGGAAGUGGACAGAACAACAGCUCAACAGCUCUGUCCAGAUACAUGCACAGAGCAGCCAGCAGCUCCGCUCACUGUCAGAGGACAAAAUGUUAGAGCUAGAGUCUAGAUUAGCCAAUCGUCUGCUUGCCCUGGAGAUGCUUGUAGAACAGUUUGAGAAGCAGCAGAGAAAAGCCGACCAAAGCCAGUCUGAUCAGCUGAAACGCUCCGAAGCCAAAGUCAGUAGAAGAAUGACCUCAGUGGAGGACAGCGUUCACCAGGAGCUGCAGCUGCUCAAACAGGACUACCACAGAGGCUUCCUGUCUAUGUGUGAUGCAAUUGAGUCCCUGAGGCAGAUAAGUGACAUCAAAUCUCGCCUCGACAAGGAGAAGCUUCAGAAGGAUAUCAGGCACAUCAGCAGCAAGGUGACAGAGCUCAAUGACGCGUGA
Stegastes partitus (bicolor damselfish) is the source of this 1068-nucleotide messenger RNA. It is a transcript of the gene fam81b, whose product is annotated as family with sequence similarity 81 member B. The record is from RefSeq and is a predicted model, not a curated record. NCBI's taxonomy places the organism in Eukaryota, Metazoa, Chordata, Actinopteri, Pomacentridae. Bases 1 to 1068 code for a protein of 355 amino acids. The transcript is spliced from 8 exons.